ACAACACUAAUCUCGUCGUGACCCUAAUGGCUCGUAAGUAACACGAAUUCUCUGCGGGAGCGCGCGCUUCAUUAAAAACGUUAGAGCUGUAAAAAACGCGUUCAUUAAAGGGAGCGCGCGGCCGCCAGGGGGCGAUGAACAGAGUUGGUGUCGUUUGUGAGGACGAAGCUGAAGCUGCAGAGCAAAACAAAGAUGGAAGAAGAAGUGACGGAGUGAUGGAUCUGCUGAGAGCCGCGCUGACGCUGCUGUCUGCCGCCUUCAUCAUCCUUACCUUCCCCCUCACUGCCUGGAUGUGUGCCAAGGUGGUUCUGGAGUAUGAGAGAGCGGUCAUCUUCAGACUGGGAUGCAUUGUUAAAGGACGACCCAAAGGACCGGGUCUGUUCUGGUUCAUUCCCUGGUUGGACAACAUUCAGAUCGUUGACCUGCGAACAGUGUCCUUUAAUGUCCAACAACAGGAGGUGCUGACAGCGGAUGGCGUCUCCUUACAGGUGGACGCCGUCAUGUUUUACCGGGUGGUGGAUCCGUCUCUGUGGGUGACGCGUGUGCAGGACGGUGACGAGGCCACGCACACGCUCGCCCAGACCACGCUGAGGGCGGCGCUCGGAGUGCACACGCUGACGGAUGUGCUGGCACAGCGGAGACAUAUCUCAGAGAGGAUGAGGGUGGGCGGAUUCAUCAGUGAGACAGACAGACAGGGAGACAUUUUAAAUGGAGGCCAUAAACAUGUAGUACAUGUGUUUGUCCUGCAGGAGGCGCUGUACACCACCACCAGAGUGUGGGGCGUUCAGGUGCAGAGGGUGGAGCUGAAGGACAUGAGGCUGCCUGUGAGUCUGCAACGCUGUCUGUCUGCUGAGGCUGAGGCUGUGAGAACGUCCAGAGCCAAGUUGAUCGCAGCUGAAGGGGAAGUGAAGGCGUCUCGCGCUUUAUCGGACGCGGCAUCAGGGUUGUGCCCCGUGGCUUUCCACCUCAGAUACCUGCAGUCUCUGUCCUCGGUGUCCAGCAGCUCGUCCAUCAUUGUCUUCACUCUGCCCACUGAGCUCCUGCAGGCCUUCUUCUCUCAUCAGUCCUAAAAACACACACACACACACACUGAGCUGAAAAACCAAAGAAACACUUAAAGUUACAUUAACACGAGCUGCUUACGCGUGUCUGCUUUUAAGCCGUCUUAAAGCAGACGGCUUUAAGUCUUUUAAUUAUCUGUAUUCUGUCAAAAUAACUACAUUUGUGAAUGUAUGUAAAUAUACUUCAUAUUUUACUCUCUAUCAGUUGUUUGAAAUAAAUUUUAUUUUUGA
This is a messenger RNA of Solea solea (common sole), 1292 nucleotides long. Its product is annotated as stomatin-like. NCBI's taxonomy places the organism in Eukaryota, Metazoa, Chordata, Actinopteri, Pleuronectiformes, Soleidae. Gene Ontology annotation, cellular component: plasma membrane. The coding region runs from base 135 to 1070 and encodes 311 amino acids. The transcript is spliced from 6 exons. The record is from RefSeq and is a predicted model, not a curated record.